UGGAGAAGGCGGGAAUAAUAAGUUGAAUUAACACGAGUUAAUCUUAUGGCAUGGCUCGACCAUGCAGGCGUGAUCCCUCCUGCUAAAUGUUACGUUAUGUCUUUUAUUCAUAUUAAAUAUAUUGUUCCAUCUCUAGCCUAAGCUUGUUCUCUAUCACGUAUUGGUAAUUGUUACAAUGCGAUGAAUUGGUGUAGACGAUGAUGUAACUUCCACGUAAGAUCUAAUAGAUUAGGCAGUUACAUCAUGAUAAAUCUACAAUUUUAGGAUUACGUCUAUUAUUAGAGCAGUGCUAAUAUCAUAAAAGACCGUAAUUCAAAAUUGGUGACCCCGACUUGAGAAACUCAACCUCUAAUUCUUCAUCCAUAUUUCCACUUUAACUUUUCCGAUCGAUAUUUACUUAUGUAAACCCAUUAUUCUAAUAGUCCUCUGAUUAAUGCUCAUAUGUAUUAUCUUAACAUUAUAUUGAUUAUUACUCAUAACUUACUAGCUUAAUCAAUAAUAAAAACUGAUCAUCUACAUCAACUAAGUAGCUUUGAUGGUUCGUUAACAAGCUUUAAUAGCAUUAACAUGCUUCAGGGAAACAAACUUGUUUUAACGUCAAGCUCUAGCAAAUAUGACAUGUAAAUAACCUAAAUAUACAUGGGCUAACAAUGCAAUCAAGGACUAAAUAGUUAUCUGGAUCUGAUUCUUAGUGUUCCCUCACUUAACACAUCCUAUUUUUAAACUAUACACUAUCCUGCAAUAUCUUUUCUUCCGACCACUGCCUGCCUAAUUUCCAAUUGCUGAGUUCCAUGGCCAAACAGGAUGCAAAUGCUAGAAAUUUACGGUGAGUUUGAACUAUAGAUUUCCUGCGAUCUUAGGUCUCGUUUAGACUGUUCGUCAGGCAAUGCUACAUAUUUGGCUUAAAUUAAUUUUGGACUUACACAAAUCCAGUUUUCAAUGCUGGGUUAAUCCAAUAAUUUAGUCGACAGUAUCUCGUGUAUAGUCCAGAUUCGAAUUACUGUCCAAUUCAAAUCAUCAUUACUUGGAAGCGAAAACAACCCAGAUAAGACUACUUAGCGCAAUUCCUCUCUAAUGAAUGCUGAAAAUGUCUUCUGUGACAAAAUAUCGUUCAAAAUCUUUCCCGGACUUGUCUGCUUUGGGAGAUUCACCAGCGAUGAUUACGUGCUUGCGUUUGUUACUUCCUCAGAUAAAGUUUACAUUUAUAAUCCGAAAUUUCACCAUUCUUCUGAAGGUAUCACUAAAAUCUUAUCCCAAGAUUUUAUUAAAUGUAGUAGUAUUCAUUCAAUAUGUGCAAUUCAUACAGGCAGAUUUGAGAAUACUUCAAAUCGAAAUGAUCUAUUAAUAAUUGGAUCGAAAUAUGGUAUUCUAAUCUAUGAUUCAAUAAAUAAUGUGGAUAUAUUUUGGAAAGAAUUAAAAAAUAAUGGUGUGAACACAAUUUUUUACAAACAUUUCGAUGAACAGUAUAAAUAUUAUAAGGAUACUGAUAUUAUACUUAUUGGGGGUCAUUGUUCAUUGAUUGGAUUGAACUAUUCAGCCAAAGAAUUAUUUUGGACUGUAACUAGUGAUAGAAUAUCUGCAAUAACUUGUUUGUCAUAUGAAAACGAUGAAGAAUAUCACAAUGACAUUGUUGUUGGCUCUGAAGAUUAUACAAUACGUAUAUUUCGUAAUGAAUUAAUUAUUCAUGAAAUAUCAGAAACAGAUGCAGUAAUUAAACUUAUUUCACUUGGUGGUGAGUAUUUUGGUUAUGGUUUGCGAAAUGGUACUAUCGGUGUAUACAAUAAAGUGAAUCGAGUAUGGCGUAUUAAAUCAAAAAACAAGCCUAUGUGCUUUGUCAGUCAUGAUAUAAAUUAUGAUGGAUAUCCAGAACUAAUUUGUGGUUGGAACAAUGGAAAAGUAGAUGCUCGUUUGCGUUCUAAUGGAGUAGUUGUAUUUAAAAUUCAACUAGAUGAUUGUGUCGCUGGUAUGACAGUGGGUGAUUACUAUGGUUUUACCAAUGUAUUGCUUGUUUGUACCACUGAAGGUGACAUACGCUGUUAUUCUGUACGUCACUCGAAGAAUCACUCGAACUCAGAAUCAUCUGAAGAUACUUUAUGUCAUUUAAUCACUAAAAGACAGAACUUAUUAUUGGAGAUUCAAACUAUUGAUCAAAAUAGCAAUUUAUCCCAGUGGAGUAAGACUCAAAUUCGUCAAGGAAACCUUAAUAUCAUUAAAGCUAAUACAGAAUUACAGACUAAACUGGAAGUUUCUCAUGAUAAACCAUGUGUUAAUUUGACAAUUCAAACAAAUGAUGGUACACUUUUAAGAUGUGUUGUAUUAUUUGCUGAAGGUAUUUUCAAAGAAGAAAGUCAUGUUAUACAUCCUCCAGAGAAUGUUUCUUAUACUUCCACAUUUUCGAUUGAAUUAUAUCCAACAAGAGAUAUAGCAACUGAUGUAUUCAUCAAAGCAUAUGCAAUACCGAUAAACAAAUGUUCAGAUCAAAACUCCUACUACUUAUUGGCUAGCACACAACUGUUGCCGCAGUUUUGCCUCUAUCGAUUACUUAGUCAAAAUCCCAAAUUUGACUUUCAUGUUGAUUUGGAUAGUUUGCGAUCAGGAGUCUUCUUUAUAGUGCAUGAACGACCUCAGAGGCUUGCUAUUUGGUUAAAUCAAAAUUUUAUUCUGGGAUCAGAAAUUAUAGUCAAUGAACAAUCUUCAUUAUUUGUUGUUUUUGAAGAAUUACGCUCAACUAACAAAUGGAUUUCAACAAUAAAUAAUUUAAAUGAAAUUUUGAAUAAUAUUAUUGUUCAACAAGAGAAUUCAAAACGUUUAUUAUACAUAACUAUGACAAAUAAAGGUGAAAUUACAAUAAAAACUGAGAAUUUAGAAUUAGCUGCUAACUUAGUUCAAUCAAUCAGUCGACAUUUUAAUAUAACAGAACUUUCAAGUACAUGUGAUUUUCCAGAAUUAUUUAAUACAUUAGAAGAAUUAAUUGAAAUGUCUAAUGCUUAUUCUUUAACUGAACAACAAGUUUUGAUGGAUAUGACAACUAAAUCAGAUGAUAUCAAAAGAUUAGUUGUCAAAGCAGAAGACUAUAGGUUAGCCGGUAAUUGGAAAUCUUUGAAAAAAGCAAUUCAACUAUUGUCAAUCGCAAAUCAUGAUAUUAUGUCCAAUUAUUAUUCACGGACUACUAAUUAUGAAGUUUCAAUGGAUUGCUUAAAAUAUAUAAACCAAAUCAUUGAACAUGUUAGUUCAUUAAGAGUCGGAAAGUUUAAAACCAAUGUAAUAACCAUGUGUCAUAAUGCAUUGAAAGAAAACAAUAUUGGAUCAUUGAAGAAAAUUUUUCGAACUGGUUCGAACUAAAAUUUUAAUUCUACAUUUACAUGUGUACAGUGUGGAUCGUUCGUUUAAAUAAUAAAGUUCAUUGUCUUCUGUUUUCAUCAUUCACGAAAGAAUGAGAAUGUUCAAAUCUCAACGGAAUUUCAUUGAUAUUGACCUUUACAAAUUAACUGAAGAUGAUGGCAUAGAUUAGAGGAAGGAUCGCCUUAACCUACUAAAUCUAUCUGUGUUGAAAUUUUCAGUUUUUGUUACAAUCGAAUAUUGAUAUAUAUGUCAGACAAACAUUCAUAAGAUUAUCACGCGUUUCAUUCUAUUUGAGACUGUAGAUAUCACUUCCCAUGAUAAUGAAGCAUGAACCUAGUAUUCUUCUCUCCAAAUAUCAAAUCGUUAUCGUACAAGGAUCUUAUGUAUAUCAUCAUAGACAAAUCAAAUUUAGUCUUGAUUAUUAUCAACCAAAAAACAAAUUUUCACGAAUAAUGAUAGUCAAACGUUCACAUUCUGUAAAUACGAUGGACAAUAUGUGAAUAAUUCGUUUAGUAUCAUUUAAAACCGGGGAGAUAUUGAAACGAAUCUCUAGAAUUUUACUACUGUAUUAGAUUAUUAUUAUUAUUAUUAUCAAUAAAAAUUCUUAACUCCAUUUCAGGAAUCUCAUAUGAAUAAAUGAUUAAGAGUCUGUGGGUUAAA
Molecule: messenger RNA, 4002 nt
Organism: Schistosoma spindalis
Lineage: Eukaryota; Metazoa; Platyhelminthes; Trematoda; Strigeidida; Schistosomatidae
Source: the annotation of a GenBank genome assembly